Molecule: messenger RNA, 1679 nt
Organism: Stegodyphus dumicola
Lineage: Eukaryota; Metazoa; Arthropoda; Arachnida; Araneae; Eresidae
Biological process (GO): regulation of transcription by RNA polymerase II
Cellular component (GO): RNA polymerase II transcription regulator complex
Molecular function (GO): protein dimerization activity; RNA polymerase II transcription regulatory region sequence-specific DNA binding; DNA-binding transcription factor activity, RNA polymerase II-specific
Source: RefSeq, a predicted model, not a curated record
UCAUUAAAGCCGUGCUUCUUCGCAAAACUGGGACAGGACGGACUCCUCCGACUGACAUUCGAUACUUUCUUCCCAUUCCCUUCGAUUUCUCUUCUCGGAUGAGAUGGUUCUCCUCCCUUCUGAAUUCUGACAUCUCUCGAAUGACAACCGCGUUGAGAUUUAUGCAGAAUCAAGCAAAAUUAAUUAAGAAUUAACUGGCAUAUUGACUGACUUCUAUAGAUAUGAUUUUGAUCCUCAUCGAAGGGAAAGAUAACGACUUCAGCUGACAUUCAGUAUUUUUUUAAAUUUUCAAUUUAGCUUUUAGAAUUGUUUCUAGCGGUUAUAUAUUUUCUUUCAGCCGUUGUUACAGUUUCAGUGUACAAGCAGUUACAGUUUCUAUAAAUUUAGGUGAUCAGGUAGACUUUUAAACGAUACUUGAAGUUAGUGCUAUACGUAAAAAGAAUUUCAGAUCAACACUAAAUUAUAUGUAAAAAAGUUGUAUUACAACAGACAAAAGGAUAUUUGGUGAAUUUUUAAAUUAACUUUUAAUUUUAUCCCCCGUAUGAGCAAAUGGACUUCUCAUUAACUUAUAUUCCAGUAGCAACAAAAAAUCGCAAACGGCAGUACCGUUUUUGAAUUAAGACGAACACAAAAGAAUGUAUUGAUCUUAAAAGUAAACAUAUUUUACCAGCGCUCCUCUUAUUUCUUUACUCCUGACUCUAUCGCAGAACAAUGGACUUCAAAGAUGACGACGUUGCGCAAGACGUCAGCAGUAGUUCCACCUCCACCUGUUUUGCAACUCCACCGAAUGAAACAACAGAGAACACUACAACGGACCAACUACCCGAUCCGCCCACGCAUCGCCUUUUGCUGCCAUUGGAUCGCGUGGGAGUUACCCAGGAGCCUAUUGGACCUCGUCGCAGGGCAAGGAGGGGAUCUACACCCCGUACGCCCCAGCAGCAAGCACGGUCGGUAGCCAGGCGGAACGCUCGUGAACGCAAACGCGUGCGCCUGGUUAACUUGGGAUUCGCCACUUUGCGUGACCACAUACCUCCUCAUUUAGGGGUCACAUCUCAGCCUCCCAGUAAAAGUCGUUCCGGGUCCGGCAAUUCAGCCACAAAGAAAUUAAGUAAAGUUGAAACUCUGCGCUGUGCCAUUGAGUACAUCAAGCAACUUCGGGAGGCAAUCGGGUAUGAUGACAAGGACAGUACUGGAGCGUCUAACGAAGGAUUUUCAUCCUCACCGCCAGAUACUUCAUCUUCGCCGUCCUGUUGCACCACCCCGUCACCAGUGAUGAUGCUUAUGACAGAAUCGAAAAGUCCUCCCAUGUUCCACGAACAGAAGGAUGAAUUUUUAGACAUAUUUGACUGGAUGACAUUAUAGCAGCGAAGGAUGAAACUAACAUCUGUACAUAUUUUUAAUCAAUUUCGUAAAGGAAGUUCAGCUACUGAAGCGAAAGAUGGAAGAAUUGUAAAAAACGAAAAACAGGGAGUAAUUCAUCUUGAAAUUCUAGUCAAAUGGAAUCAGGAAAAUUAUAGCGUCAAAAUAUUUUCAGGUAAAUUAAAGAAAUGCAAUAUCUUCAUAUGAAACAGUAUCGCUAAUUUACAUUGUAAUACGUACAAAAGAAAUGUAUAUAUGAAAUUUUGUGUAAUUUAUAUAUAGAUUUAGGUAUAAAUUUGUAUGUUUUAAUAAAAAUAUUU